This is a messenger RNA of Aspergillus fischeri NRRL 181, 1143 nucleotides long. RefSeq names its product polysaccharide lyase family 1 protein. Bases 1 to 1143 code for a protein of 380 amino acids. Gene Ontology annotation, molecular function: pectate lyase activity. The transcript has 4 exons. The record is from RefSeq and is a predicted model, not a curated record. Lineage: Eukaryota; Fungi; Ascomycota; Eurotiomycetes; Eurotiales; Aspergillaceae.
AUGAGAUAUACCUCUCUCUUCACCGCCGUCACGGCUGCCCUGGCCAGCACUGCCGCGGCCAUUGGCGUCUCUGGAGCCGCCGAGGGCUUCGCAAAGGGCGUAACAGGAGGUGGAAAUGCCUCCCCCGUCUAUCCCAAAACAACCGAUGAGCUGGUCUCAUACCUCGGUGACAGCCAGCCCCGCGUCAUCGUCCUCACCAAGACAUUCGACUUCCGCGGCACUGAAGGAACCACGAGCGGAACGGGCUGCGCCCCCUGGGGCACCAAUGCCAAGUGCCAGGUGGCCAUCAACCAGAACUCGUGGUGCGACAACUACCAGCCCAACGCCCCCAAGGUCGGCGUCAGCUACGACAACGCCGGCGUGCUCGGCAUCACUGUCAAUUCGAACAAAUCUUUGAUCGGCCAGGGCAGCGCCGGCGUCAUCAAGGGCAAGGGUCUGCGCAUCGUCAGCGGCGCAAAGAACAUCAUCAUCCAGAACAUCGCUAUCACGGACAUCAACCCCAAGUACGUCUGGGGUGGAGACGCCAUCACUAUCAACAACUCUGACCUCGUCUGGAUCGACCACGUCACUACCGCCCGGAUUGGUCGCCAGCACAUCGUCCUCGGCACCCAGGCCGACAACCGCAUCACCAUCUCCAACUGCUACAUCGACGGUGUCACCGACUACUCGGCCACCUGCAACGGCUACCACUACUGGGGCAUCUACCUCGACGGCUCCAACGACAUGGUCACCAUGAAGGGCAACUACAUCUACCACACCAGCGGCCGCUCCCCCAAGGUCCAGGGCAACACCCUGCUGCACGCUGUCAACAACUACUGGUACGACAACGCCGGCCACGCCUUCGAGAUCGGCUCCGGCGCCUACGUCGUCGCCGAAGGAAACGUCUUCCAGAACGUCAAGGCCGUCGCCGAGUCCCCCAUCUCCGGCAAGGUCUUCACCUCCCCCGACGCCUCCACCAACAAGGCCUGCUCCUCUUACCUGGGCCACACCUGCCAGAUCAACGGCUUUGGAAGCUCCGGCGCCUUCAGCCAGGCUGAUACGGACAUCCUCUCGAAGUUCAAGGGCAAGAAUAUUGCUUCCGCUGCUGCCUACAACACCGUUGUUUCCAGCGUUACUGCUAAUGCUGGCAACGGUAAGCUGUAA